AGUCUUAGCUGAACCGAUGACGUCAUGUGUGCACGGCUGCUCCUGUAUUUCGUAGCAACCUUGAAACCGCACUCUCGGGUACUCGCGCGGCAUUUUCAGCGCAGGUAGCGAAAAUUUUAUUUCAUCCGAUCGAUUCGCACAAUUAGGGCGAUUUUGAUUAUUUUAAGUGAAAUGCAUAAAUAACAAGUGUGCUCGAGGUUUAUCUACGGGUGUGUGCGACAGCUUCAUCUUGUCUUCGUAAGUUAAAGGUGGGUGCCGGGCGCCAUGGACGACCCGGACCUCUACGACGACAUCCUGGGCGGCACGCUGUCGACGGAGCGGCCGCGCUGUGUGGAGGUGCUGCUCGAGGUGGGCGUGCACCGGCGCGUGCUGCGUUUGCCCGAGAACACCAGCUCACCGCUGAGCGCCGUGCGCACGGCGGCCGCCCGCCUGCUCGGCUCCGACGCCGGCCUGCGGGACUCCCUCGGCUCCGAGCACCUGGUGUUCCAGCGGCGCAGCCUCAAGUUCGACACCUGGGUGGACAUGGUGGCAGUCGGCGAGCGGCCGGUCGCGGACGGCGAGCGGCUGCGCGCGCUGACCAAGAAGGUUCUGGAGGCCGGCGAGGUGAUGAGCAGUGACGGGGAGACGGUGCGGGACGCCAGUGACGCCGACCGGGGCCGGAGUGGGGACAGAAAACGGCGCCACAAGAAGCGGCGCCACGGGUCGCGCAGCCGGCGGCGGCGGCGGCGGCGGCACCACCGCAGCAGCAGCAGCGACUCCCGGUCACCCAGCGGCGACAGCGGCCGGGAGGGACGCCGCUCGAGCGGGAGCAGCCGCCGUCGGGAGCGGCGCCGACACUCGGGUCGCCACCGGCACCGGCGGAGCAGGAGCGUGUCUAGCGAGUCGGGCUCCGACCGCAGCCGCAGCAGUCGCCGCUCCAGCAGCGUCAGCAGCCGCGGCAAAAGCAGCAGUCGGAGGAACAGCAGCACCUCCAAGCGCCGCGGGCCGCCCUCUCCUCCAGUGAGCAGCGUCAAGCCGCGCGUCCCCCCUCCGCUGAAGGUGUCGGAGCAGGCGUGGCAGCACAUGGACCCCGAGUUUGCCAAGCAGCUGCGCGAGUACGAGCUGGACCAGGCGCGCCGCCAGGACAACGAGGAGCUCCGCAGACACCUCUCCGAGCUGGUGGAGAUCUCGGAUGGCGAUCUCUCCGUUUCGGACGACGAGCCGCCGCCGGCCUCGGGCGCCUCUGUGGUGGUCAGCGAGCUGGGGCAGCGGGUGCUCGACCGGCUGAAGAAACUCAGGGAGGAGUUCGGUGGAGGGGACCAGGCGCAGUCCUCCGCCGACAAGGAAUCAGACGAGGCGCCGGAGGAAAAACCUGAGCCAACGCUAUCUAAAGGGGGUCCGCUAUACGCCUCCUUCUUAAACCUGGAAAGCAAGCACCCGCCGAUGGCCCUGAACGAGUACUGCACCGCUCGCGAGUGGGAAGCGCCCGUCUUCCACCUUACGGAGAAGCCGAGCAACAGCAAGAAACAGAAGAUGUUCACGGCGGCGGUGCGUGUCAACAAGAGGAUGUACACGGUGCCCUUUCCUGUGGUGAGCAAGAAGGAAGGGAAGCGGCACGCCGCUCAGUACUGCCUGCAGAAGCUGGGUGUGCUGAAGGGUGGCGAAGUGUACAAGAGGAUGGAGGGUGAACAGGAUGUGAUCUAGGGUGGUUUCACAGGAUCGAUGUGCGCCAUCUGAGGUGGCGCCGUUGACGCUGGCCGUUAUUUCUGUGACAGCUGUACCAACGUCCUGUGCUGACGCUCGUUAGGCGGGUAUAUCAGCGACCGCGGCGUGUGUCAGCGAUGUAUAACAUGGUGUGUGCUUCACGUGUGUUAGGGUCUCGGUAAUGACUGUUGACGAUUCCAAUGUCCAACCAGGCGAGUGUGGUGCGGUUGUCGUCUAGAUUGGCGCGGCGCGGACGUUGCGGGCCUGGUGUUAUUGUCGGUGUUUGCCGUCUCCGACGAAUUAUUUGUGUUUGGUUAGGAGUGUGUUAGGAUGUAUGGAAUAUCGUCUAGUGAGACCUUUGGUGGAACGUUGCGCGAAGCAAAUCCAGCCCUUUACAACUUUUGCUUGGUGACUAUGUUUCUUUAGCGGAAUAAAGUGAGUCGUUUUGA
Molecule: messenger RNA, 2132 nt
Organism: Amphibalanus amphitrite
Lineage: Eukaryota; Metazoa; Arthropoda; Thecostraca; Balanomorpha; Balanidae
Product: protein SON-like
Exons: 4
Coding region: 265-1683 (472 amino acids)
Biological process (GO): regulation of mRNA splicing, via spliceosome; regulation of cell cycle
Molecular function (GO): RNA binding
Source: RefSeq, a predicted model, not a curated record